AAACUGCACUCUCACUCUCGCCGCUGCUGCUGCUGCUUCCUGUCUUCUUCUCCUUUCUCUCUCGCCAAGCUCCUUCUCCUUCUUCAUGGAUCGCAAGAACGUGCUCUCCCUCGCGCUGCUCUGCCUCGUCGUCGCCGGCGUCGGAGGCCAGUCCCCCACCGCCGCCCCCACCAAGUCCCCGCCACCCCUGCCCCCGCCACCUCCCCCGUCGCCGCCGCCGCCGCGCCCCCGCCAAGGCCCCGGCGGCCUCUCCCCCGCCGCCACCCCCUGUCGCCGCCGCCUCGCCCCCGCCUCCACGCCCGCCCCGGCCGCGGCCCCUCCCUCAAGGCGGCCGCGCCCGCUCCCGCCGUCGCCCCCGCGACCCCGCCUCCGGCGAGCUCCCCCGGCCACGGCGCCGGUGAGCUCCCCGGUUCCCGUCCCCGCGAAGUCGCCCCCUCCCCCGCGCCGACCGCCGCUCCGGAGAGCUCCCCCCCGACUCCCGUGGAGGUCCCGGCGCCGGCGCCCAGCAAGAAGAAGUCGAAGAAGAGCGCGCCAGCCCCUCGCCGUCGUUGCUCAGCCCACCUGCGCCGCCUGCCGAGGCACCCGGGCCCAGCCAGAGCGAGGCAGCGUCUCCUGGACCGGCAUUGAACGAUCAGAGCGGAGCAGAAGCCAUGAGAAGCGUGCAGAAGAUAGCCUCAGGCCUAGCAUUGGGAUGGGCUGUCCUCGGAUUGAUCCUCUAGAGAGAACCACGUCAGAGAGGAGAGAGAGAGAGAGAGAGACAUUGAUGUCUGUUCAUUGGAUUUCAUUUAAUCUUUUUUUUUAUUUUUUUUAAUGUUGUCGUCCUUCAGGCCAUGUUAUCUUUAUCAUAUGACGGGCUGACACACUCGCACUUGUGGUGGUUUCCAUUGAUAUUUAAUUGUGUGCUUCCCUAGAGAGAAACCAAGAUCUGUUCUUGACUGGUGACGGUGGGAUCUGGUUUGGUUUCGGGGCAAUUUUCGUUUGUAAUUCUUUCGGGGGGAGCUGCUGGCUCUGUCUGUGCCUCAUUUCUUAAUAUGCCUUUUAAAAUGGACCCCUCUUGGUAAUAAUAAAUUGGCUUUUUUGUUACAGCUGUC
Molecule: messenger RNA, 1091 nt
Organism: Eucalyptus grandis
Lineage: Eukaryota; Viridiplantae; Streptophyta; Magnoliopsida; Myrtales; Myrtaceae
Product: lysine-rich arabinogalactan protein 18-like
Exons: 2
Coding region: 86-811 (241 amino acids)
Cellular component (GO): plasma membrane
Source: RefSeq, a predicted model, not a curated record